Aethalodelphis obliquidens (Pacific white-sided dolphin) is the source of this 2588-nucleotide messenger RNA. It is a transcript of the gene KCNQ1, whose product is annotated as potassium voltage-gated channel subfamily Q member 1. The record is from RefSeq and is a predicted model, not a curated record. Gene Ontology annotation, biological process: potassium ion transmembrane transport. NCBI's taxonomy places the organism in Eukaryota, Metazoa, Chordata, Mammalia, Artiodactyla, Delphinidae. The transcript has 16 exons. The coding region runs from base 51 to 2138 and encodes 695 amino acids. Gene Ontology annotation, cellular component: voltage-gated potassium channel complex; membrane. Gene Ontology annotation, molecular function: voltage-gated potassium channel activity.
GCAGCUCUUCGUGCCGCCGCCCGGCCGGCCCCCGCGGGCCCUGCCUGGCCAUGGCCGCGGCCACCUCCCCUCCCAGGGCCGAGAGAAAGCGCUGGGGCGGGGGCCGCCUGCCGGGCGCCCGGCGGGGCAGCGCGGGCCUGGCCAAGAAGUGCCCCUUCUCGCUGGAGCUGGCCGAGGGCGGCCCGGCGGGCGGCGCGCUCUACGCGCCCAUCGCUCCGCCAGGCGCCCCGGGGCCCACGUCCCCCACCGCGCCCGCCGCGCCCCCCGCCGCCGCCGACCUUGGCCCGCGGCCGCCGGUGAGCCUCGACCCGCGCGUCUCCAUCUACAGCGCGCGCCGCCCGCUGCUCGCGCGCACUCACAUCCAGGGCCGCGUCUACAACUUCCUGGAGCGCCCCACCGGCUGGAAGUGCUUCGUCUACCACUUUGCCGUCUUCCUCAUUGUUCUGGUCUGCCUCAUCUUCAGCGUGCUGUCCACCAUCGAGCAGUAUGUCGCCCUGGCCACGGGGACCCUCUUCUGGAUGGAGAUCGUCCUGGUCGUGUUCUUUGGGACGGAGUACGUGGUCCGCCUCUGGUCAGCCGGCUGCCGCAGCAAGUACGUGGGCAUCUGGGGCCGGCUGCGCUUUGCCCGGAAGCCCAUUUCCAUCAUCGACCUCAUCGUGGUCGUGGCCUCCAUGGUCGUCCUCUGCGUGGGCUCCAAAGGGCAGGUGUUUGCCACCUCGGCCAUCAGGGGCAUCCGCUUCCUCCAGAUCCUGCGGAUGCUGCACGUCGACCGCCAGGGGGGCACGUGGAGGCUGCUGGGCUCGGUGGUCUUCAUCCACCGCCAGGAGCUGAUCACCACUCUGUACAUCGGCUUCCUGGGCCUCAUCUUCUCCUCCUACUUCGUGUACCUGGCCGAGAAGGACGCCGUGAACGAGUCGGGCCAGGUCGAGUUCGGCAGCUACGCGGACGCCCUCUGGUGGGGGGUGGUGACGGUCACCACCAUCGGCUAUGGGGACAAGGUGCCCCAGACGUGGGUCGGGAAGACCAUCGCCUCCUGCUUCUCCGUCUUCGCCAUCUCCUUCUUUGCGCUUCCAGCGGGGAUUCUGGGCUCCGGUUUUGCCCUGAAGGUCCAGCAGAAGCAGAGGCAGAAGCACUUCAACCGGCAGAUCCCGGCGGCAGCCUCGCUCAUCCAGACGGCGUGGCGGUGCUACGCGGCCGAGAACCCCAACUCCUCCACCUGGAAGAUCUACGUCCGGAAGCCGCCCCGCAGCCAUGCUCUGCUCUCCCCCAGCCCCAAGCCCAAGAAGUCUGCCAUGGUAAAGAAAAAAAAGUUCAAACUGGACAGGGAUAACGGGGUGAGCCCGGGAGAGAAGAUGCUGACGGUCCCGCACAUCACUUGCGACCCCACUUCGGAGGAGCGGAGGCCUGAACACUUCUCGGUGGACGGCUACGACAGUUCUGUGAAAAAGAGCCCCAUGCUGCUGGAAGUGAGCACGGCCCAUUUCACGAGAACCAACAGCUUUGCCGAGGACCUGGACCUGGAAGGGGAGACUCUGCUGGCGCCCAUCACCCAUGUGUCGCAGCUGCGGGAGCACCACCGGGCCACCAUCAAGGUCAUUAGGCGCAUGCAGUAUUUUGUGGCCAAGAAGAAAUUCCAGCAAGCACGGAAGCCCUACGACGUGCGGGAUGUCAUCGAGCAGUACUCCCAGGGCCACCUCAACCUCAUGGUGCGCAUCAAGGAGCUGCAGAGGAGGCCAGAUGUCCGUGCGGUGCCCUGGCCAAGCGUGAGCCGGUCUCCGUCUCCCUCCCUCCCCCCCAGGCUGGACCAGUCCAUCGGGAAGCCCUCCCUCUUCAUCUCCGUCUCAGAGAAGAGUAAGGACCGAGGCAGCAACACGAUCGGUGCCCGCCUGAACCGCGUGGAGGACAAGGUGACGCAGCUGGACCAGAGGCUGGCGCUCAUCACAGACAUGCUGCACCAGCUGCUCGCCCAGCACCACGGAGGCUCCCCGGGCAGCCGGCCUUCCAGCGGGGGCGGGGCCCAGGUGGUCCAGCCCCACAGCGGUGGCUCUAUCAACCCCGAGCUCUUCCUGCCCAGCAACGCGCUACCCACCUACGAACAGCUGACCGUGCCCCGCGGGGGCCCCGACAAGGGCUCCUGAUGGGGGCUCGGGGCCCAGGCCUGAGAGGGGAGGCCCGGAGGAGCCCUGCCCGGCCCACCCCACCUCCCACUCAGCACAGGCACCACUAGGCCUCUGCCACCUCUCGAAGGCCCGAGAGAGCAGUCCCGCCCUCCAGGGCCCCAGACGCCCGGUGGACGACAGGGCCCUGCGGCCUGCCUGGGGGGCUCAAGACCGCCUCUUCCCAGCCAGCGGGUACUAGAAUUUGGCUGGGUGCUGGGAGGAGGGGCCUCUCGGCUCCGAGACCGGGGUCCCCCCAUUGCCUGCCUGAUACUCGGGACAGAGCGGCAGGAGGUCAGGCCGGGCAUCCCAGGCACUUGGUCUGUCCCAUGUAUGGCCAGGGAGCCGCACAGCUGUGUGCAGGCCCCGGGGCAUUCCUCAGGGGAGACAGAGGGACGGCCUGGACAGGGUCUGUGAGGACCCCACCCCCAG